AUGGGGAAAAACAAGAUGAUCGCAAAAAGCUGCCCAAAAUGCGAAUUGCAGGUGGCAGUAGCGUCAAAGUCGUGUAAGUGCGGGCAUACAUUCUUCUCAGCCCGCCGCGGGGCGGACGCCUUGCCCGUUGAGGAUAUUAGAAGGCGAACAGGUAGAGUGAGACGGUCGCAGCCUCAGUUCUACGACUCGCAGCACUAUCAGAAGCAAAAGAAACGGUCGCCAAAGAAGAGAUCUCUAUCUAGCACAAUUGAGAGGGAUUUUAAGAAAGAAAAGGGGGAAAGUGCCACCGCUCGGGCCCGCCGCCGGCGCGCCCUCCGCCGCGCGGCCCGCUCCCCCCCCGCGGCGGAGAGGGCGCGCGACCCCCCGCCGCAGCUGCGCCCCGCCCAGCUGGCGCGGUGCCGGCUCAUCCUGCAGGAGAUCAACAGGAAGAUGCGCGCGGUGACGUGGCGCCCGCCCACCGAGCUC
Molecule: messenger RNA, 465 nt
Organism: Iphiclides podalirius (scarce swallowtail)
Lineage: Eukaryota; Metazoa; Arthropoda; Insecta; Lepidoptera; Papilionidae
Source: the annotation of a GenBank genome assembly